Messenger RNA from Struthio camelus australis, 652 nucleotides. RefSeq names its product parvalbumin (gene PVALB). Gene Ontology annotation, cellular component: cytoplasm. Gene Ontology annotation, molecular function: calcium ion binding. NCBI's taxonomy places the organism in Eukaryota, Metazoa, Chordata, Aves, Struthioniformes, Struthionidae. The record is from RefSeq and is a predicted model, not a curated record.
UUACUAAACAGAAAGGAUCUGCUCUGCAGCAGUAGUCCUUCCACUGCACCUAAGAGCUUGACCUUGGCACAACUUUCUCCCGUCGGUAUUACAACGGACUCUGGAACUGCUCCAUUGCAGGAUGGCUAUGACUGACGUGCUCAGCGCUGAGGAUAUCAAGAAGGCUGUGGGAGCCUUUUCAGCUGCUGAAUCUUUCAACUACAAGAAGUUUUUCGAGAUGGUAGGAUUGAAAAAUAAGAGCCCAGAAGAUGUGAAGAAGGUUUUCCACAUUCUUGAUAAGGAUAGAAGUGGUUUCAUUGAAGAGGAUGAAUUAAAGUUUGUACUGAAGGGCUUUACCCCAGAUGGCAGAGACCUAUCAGACAAAGAAACAAAGGCUCUUAUGGCUGCAGGAGAUAAGGACGGUGAUGGUAAAAUUGGCGCUGAUGUUCUUGACUUCAUCCCAUUGAGAUUUACAAAGGAAUAACAGUGAACUAAUCAAGUUCUUCAGAUGAACAACGGUGGACAGUCUUGAUGGUCUGGCACGUAUAGAAUUUCUUCCUUACCCUCAAAAAAAUCCUUUCACUUCACUGUAAGAUUUCCUAAAUCAUACUUUCCCUUUAACUUGGAUUUCUUUGUUAUUCUGCUAUUGUGAUGUUCCUGCUACAUCAGUGAC